GACGUCACGGUCCGGUUUGGCCUGCACCGUCUGGUCGGUGCCGAGCUGUCUGCUCUGCGUGUUGUCGGAGUCGUGGGAACAUAGUUCAUGUCACUUGGCUGCGGACCAGCACCAGUACGUGCACGAUGGGAGCAAUAAAUAUCGUGGGGGCGCAAGCAAGGGAUGGCCACCUUUUAGAAAGCUGUGCUUGAAUGGCCACCACCGUAAUCGAGCCACCGCAGUAACAGCCAACUCGCAUCACCACGAAUUACACAAUCUCAAGCGAGACAUCUGGACAACAGCCGUGGACCGUCCUACGCCAGCGCCCGGCAUGAGCAGCUCCUUCUGACUACGCGUGGAGCAUCGUCUAAACGACCGCGGCCUCGGUCCAAGUACAAGCUAGUAGUAGGCGUCUAAUCCGAGACCAUGGCCGCCGCUGCGAGCCAACCCCCGAGGCCUCUGGACCUCGCCAUCAUCGGCGGCGGCAUAUCGGGCAUCACCCUCGCCAUAGCCUUAUACAAGCGGGGGGUUGGCUGCACUGUCUACGAGGCUGCCUCGGAGCUUACUGAAAUCCGCGGGGCAGUACCCAUCAGCCGCAAUGCCUUGCGCGCCAUGGAGCACGUCGACCGCUGUGUCCUUGGCGCCUACAACCUCGUCUCGACCCGCAACCAGUCCCUCUCGAAACGAACCUCCUGGGGCGAUUUUGUGGACGGCAUGUCUCCCCAGCCCGCAACCCACCUCGACCCUCUGUUCUCCAUCAUUGGCGCCGAAGGUGUUGGACACAACGUCGUGCCCUGUGCACGCUUCCUGGACGAACUGGUCAGGCUUCUGCCAAGAGACACGGUGAGGUUCGAGAAGGAGCUCAAGCAUGUAUUGGACGAUAGGAUUGGAUCUGGAAAGAUGCUCAUGAAGUUCGCAGAUGGUUCUGUAGCAGAAGCAGACGCGAUCAUUGGCUGUGACGGCGUGAGAUCCCGUACAAGAGCCAUCAUGGUGGGCGAAGAUCACCCUGCCGCGAUGGCAUCGUAUACCCACAAGUACGCCUACCGCGGCCUCGUUCCCAUGUCACAGGCGUCAAUGGCAUUGGGUGUGGACAGGGCGAUGAAUGCAACAUACUGGUUGGGGAAGAACCGACACUGUUUGACGUUCCCUGUGGAUGAGGGUGAGAAUAUGAGCUUUCUGGCUUAUGUGACCAACGACCGUGGAGGGUGGCCAAGCGACACGCCGGUUUGCCUGCCUACAACAAAAGCGGAAGCACUGGACGACUUCCGUGCGUUUGGUCCGAAUGUCAAACAUUUCAUCAAGCUUUCAGUAGGAAAUUUUGAACGGUGGGCGAUCUUCGACCUUGGCGACUAUACCCUCUCCUCCUACUUCAAAGACCGUAUAUGCCUGCUCGGCGAAUCAGCACACGGCUCGAGUCCUCAUCAUGAAGCCGGAGCGGGUCUCUGCAUCGAAGAUGCUGCGGUUCUAGCGUCCCUCCUAUCAAUGUCCGAAAUCAAGGGGCCCGAGAUGCUUGAGAAGGUCUUUGCGGCGUACGACUCCAACAGGCGCGAGCGGACACAAUGGCAUGUGCAGAGCAGCCGCCGAGCAGGGAACCUCGCAGAAUACCUCACCAAAGACGUCGGCAAAGACUUCGGCAAGAUGGAGAAGGAGCUGAACGAGCGACUUAACCAUAUAUGGAACUUCGACAUCGAGGAAGCCAUCCGAGAGGCCACCAAGGAUCUGAAACGAAGGUUGUCUGUGCCUGGUCUACACAAGUAUGACUCCCAGAAGAUGCCCUGGUUCCUGAACGAAGACAAUGGCCUGGAAACACAGUGAGGCUGAGGCUGGCAAAGUCGAAUUCGAAAUAUGGCACACUUAGACGUAGAACAUAGAGCAUGGAGUUCGGUGAGUACAAGCAUAGUGGCUAGACUAUGGACUUAUUUUAGAAUGAUAAAUAUCAUAAGCUCACUUGAGGCAAUCAAGUGUGCACUUGUUCUCC
Messenger RNA from Diaporthe batatas, 1957 nucleotides. RefSeq lists its product as uncharacterized. The coding region runs from base 406 to 1794 and encodes 462 amino acids. Gene Ontology annotation, biological process: secondary metabolite biosynthetic process. The transcript is spliced from 4 exons. Gene Ontology annotation, molecular function: FAD binding. The record is from RefSeq and is a predicted model, not a curated record. NCBI's taxonomy places the organism in Eukaryota, Fungi, Ascomycota, Sordariomycetes, Diaporthales, Diaporthaceae.